AUCCUUAUGUUGCAUAUAUCAAAUCAUAUUUGCACCUAGCUUCAUACUAUUUUUCAUUGCUUUAAAUAAUUUUUUUUCCUAAGUUCACUAAGAAAAUUCAUUGCUAGUGUUGGGAUCAUGGGAGAGCCUUCUUCUUCUUCUUCUUCUUCUUCUGCUUCAUACAUUCAUAUGGUGCAACACUUGAUUGAGAAGUGUUUGAUCUUUCACAUGACAAAGGAAGAAUGCAUGGAAGCUCUUUCUAAGCAUGCAAAUAUUAAGCCUGUCAUAACUUCUACUGUUUGGAAGGAGCUGGAGAAAGAGAACAAAGAAUUUUUUGAGGCUUAUGCAAAAUCAAAGAGUAAAGACGAGCGAAUGUCCGAGGAAGAGACAAACCAGAUGCUACAGAAAAUCAUCUCAGAUUCCUCCAAAGGUUCAACCAACGACUAAAAAUUAAUUAGCCCCUUGAAAACGAUCUAUUCUCAUCUCUAUGUAUGUUUAUAUAUAUGCAACAAGCCAAAAUUACUAGGCUUUUCUAUGAUAUCUUUCUCUCUUUAUAGCUAGCUUUUUUCCAUUGUAAUAUGUCACUAGUUGCAUAACUUUAUAUGUGGUCCCUAUGUAUUGCAUGCAUAUAUAUGGUUGUUAUUAUUGUUGUAAUAUAUAUUUUAAACAA
Messenger RNA from Medicago truncatula (barrel medic), 649 nucleotides. RefSeq lists its product as uncharacterized. The transcript is spliced from 3 exons. The record is from RefSeq and is a predicted model, not a curated record. NCBI's taxonomy places the organism in Eukaryota, Viridiplantae, Streptophyta, Magnoliopsida, Fabales, Fabaceae. Bases 118 to 426 code for a protein of 102 amino acids.